This is a messenger RNA of Lactuca saligna, 1690 nucleotides long. NCBI's taxonomy places the organism in Eukaryota, Viridiplantae, Streptophyta, Magnoliopsida, Asterales, Asteraceae. The record is from the annotation of a GenBank genome assembly.
AUGAAAGAUGAACAUGAUGGUGUGGAAGAUGAUGUAGAUAACUCUGAUAGUCCUGAAGACGAAGAGAAUUCUGAAUUUGAUGAAGAUGCUAUCUUAGCAACAUGGGAGAUCCAAAAUGUACAAAAUGUUGAUCUUGAAGACGGCGAAAUUGUCGACAAAACUAUGUUGGAUGAUGUGGUUCGUCGGUCCUCAUCUCCGGCACCGACAGUGGAGCAUACAGCUGACUUCAAUGGAGAUGCAUUAAUGGCGGAAGGUGAAUCGGCUCCGAUAAUUAAUACAGGUGCGAGUCCCAAAAGAAAUAUUGAAUCGAACUCUAAUAUGGCCAAAAAAGACUCGACUAGAUCUGGUGAGCCCAAUUUAAAUACAUUAGCAAGGCCCAUUUCAGACAUUCCUCUUCCACGUGGUGAUGAAUGGAUUGUCUCACCAGGCUUCUGCUGGAGUUGGAAGUCACAAAUUAUAGAAGAUGAGGUUAUGGGUGAUCUGACAAAUCUUUGUGAAAUGCUUCGAGGGGUUAAUACACAACCAACACAAAACGGCUUCCGAUUCAAUCUAAGUGUGGAUGGACUAUAUACGAUGGCAGCAAUGAAAAGAAUACCAGUGGCGGAAAAUCUUGAAGCAAGAGGAGUCAAAGUUCAAUCAAGCAUGUGCUCUCUAUGCAACAUGGUCCACGAGUAUAGUGAUCAUUUGUUGAUUAAAUGUGAUGUGGCUGUGGAGGCUCGGAAUAGGAUCUUAAAUUGGUGUGGAAUUCCUAACACUCAAUUUAAUGAUGUUAAUGAGUUUCUUAACUUUGCAGCAACAUGGGGUAAUUGUCCAAGAAAGAGAGUUAAGGUAACUUUGAUGUUAUAUGGACUCUUAUGGUUCAUAUGGAUAGCCAGAAACAACAAGAGAUUUAAAGGGAUUCACACUAAUCCUGCAAAGAUUGCUGACGAGGUGAUCUUACAGACCUUCUCAUGGUUCAAGUUCAUAUCUAAGGAGGAGCUCUUCGAUCGGAAUACGGUAUAUUCAUAUAAUCAAAUGGCUAGCACUGCAUGUUUUAUGAUCAUUAGCAGAAAUGACAUUCCUAUAUACGAUGCAGAAGUUGGAAGUGCUCCUAAAAAAGAGGAAGCUGCACAUCAACACCAAUUCAUUCUCCAUGCAGCUUUAGAUGUUGUUCAGGAUCUUGCAUGGACAACAAGUGCCAUGUUUUUGAAAUCAGUUGACAGAUUCAAUGAUUUGGUAGUGUCAGUAUACGUUACAGCCGGUCAUAUCCUUUUUAUUUUUUUGUUACAUACUCGAUUGAUGCUGCUUCAUGACUCACGUAAUGAUGAUGGAAUCAAGACCUUCUUUCAGGAGGUCCAUGAGCUUUAUAUAAAGAUUCUUUUGAAUCCUCUCUAUUUACCAGGAUCUCGUGUCACAUCUUCACAUUUUGAUACAAAGGUCCGGGCCCUUGCAAGAAGAUACCUAUGAGGCUCUCAUCUUAAAGCUUCAAAAGGGUAAUUUUGGAAUUAAGUUUAUUCAUAAUGCGGUAUUUUGUUUUGAUUCCGCUAUAGAGUAGGGUAUAAUUUUUAUAUACUUUAGCAUGUAAUGUUAAGAAUUGAUGAAUAAGUCUAUCUACAUGUUUGUUAUGAUGGAAUCAAGGAAGGAAUGGAAUAGUUGAUUCCAUAGAAAUGAAGAAAAAAAAAUGUAAUAUUUAAUGCAAUGUAACCCUGUU